CGCUCGAACGAGUAUCGUUGUGGGGUUUAGGGCGCAAUCUUUUCACCUUUCUCCACUCUCUUCCUUUGCUUAAAUAAAAUCUUUCGACUUGCUUCAGCUUAGGUUGAAAAAUGGAAGAAAAAAAUGGAAGAAAACGCGAAGGAGAAAACCUAAAAUCAAAGAAGAACAACAAAAAGCAUAAUCAAGUUUUCCAAUACGGAAACUACAAGAGUUACUACAACUACCGAAUUAGUGAAGGCGUUGAUGAAGAUCCUCGCUUGAAAGUGUUAAAGAAAGAGUGGUUUCAAGGGAAGGAUUGUCUUGAUAUUGGUUGCAACAGUGGAAUAAUCACCAUACAGAUUGCAUUGAAGUUUAGCUGCCGGAGCAUUCUUGGAAUUGACAUUGAUUCUGACCGAGUGUGUGAUGCAAAUUGGAAUUUGAGAAAAACUGCUAGAUUAAAAUCUGCCGGGAAUAAACCUUCCAAGGUCUCCAAACUCAAUGACAACAGCCACACGGACAAUUCAAAGAACAGUGUCACUCCAUCAUCACAUGUUGAAACAAAAGACAUUUCAAAUGAGCCUUCUUCUUUGGAGCAAGUUGAUCUUUUCAGUAUUGUUUCUUUUCAAUGUGAAAAUUUUGUUCAGAGUCCACACCCACCAGGAAAGCAAUAUGAUACUAUUCUUUGUCUGAGUGUAGCAAAAUGGAUUCAUCUAAAUUGGGGUGAUGAUGGCUUAAUUACAUUAUUUGCAGAGACUUGGAAGCUGCUCCGACCUGGUGGCUUUUUUGUGCUGGAACCUCAGCCAUGGAAGUCAUAUGAAAGCAACCGUUAUGUCACAGAGAAUACUUCUGCCAACUUCCGUAAUAUUAAGAUUCGACCAGAAGAGUUUCAGGAAAUACUGCUAGAUAAGAUUGGAUUUAGAACAGUAGAAGCAAUCACUUCAGAUUUGACAGGUAGCACGACUGGUUUCAACAGACCAAUUUUAGUUUUUCAGAAAUAACCAAUGUAGAAAGCCAUACGAGUAAAUGUGCUUCUUCCCAGCUGAGAGAAGUACUUGUUAUAUAUUUUGAGAUCAAAAGUGGUUACUAAUAGACCCCAAACUUGCGAUGAAGCUGCUGUUUAAGAUGAUUACUGGCAUGCAUGGAAACAAAUUUUUGGUUGAAUGAAAACAGUGUCUUGUGCGUAGCGUUUUUGCUGUCAAGUUUUAUUAUCACAUAAUUUUGGCCAGCAAGGGGUUGACUUGUUUUCUGCCAAAUAUCAUGUUAAUUUUGGCAGUUGGUGUCAAUGAGUGAAAGCAUGUUCAGCCUAAUUAAAGUUGUUUUUACCUUGAUACUACGUUAGUAUCAUUUUGGUGCAGGGUGGGUCUUUUUAGGGAUGAAAAGGAAGAACAUGAAAUGAUGAUUUGUAUUGUUUAUUUCGAUUGAUACUUCAUGUUUUCUUCACUUCUAAUAGAAUGAGGAAAUUUAUUUACUA
Molecule: messenger RNA, 1450 nt
Organism: Vicia villosa (hairy vetch)
Lineage: Eukaryota; Viridiplantae; Streptophyta; Magnoliopsida; Fabales; Fabaceae
Product: probable RNA methyltransferase At5g51130
Exons: 8
Coding region: 111-977 (288 amino acids)
Biological process (GO): snRNA modification
Molecular function (GO): RNA methyltransferase activity; snRNA binding; O-methyltransferase activity
Source: RefSeq, a predicted model, not a curated record